This is a messenger RNA of Oxyura jamaicensis (ruddy duck), 3981 nucleotides long. RefSeq names its product EvC ciliary complex subunit 2 (gene EVC2). The transcript is spliced from 22 exons. Lineage: Eukaryota; Metazoa; Chordata; Aves; Anseriformes; Anatidae. Gene Ontology annotation, cellular component: plasma membrane protein complex; ciliary membrane. Gene Ontology annotation, biological process: smoothened signaling pathway. The record is from RefSeq and is a predicted model, not a curated record. Bases 81 to 3974 code for a protein of 1297 amino acids.
UUCGGCCGGAGGGGAGGGAGAGAAAAGGGAGGUCCCGCCGCCCGUUCCCCCCGCCUAUCGUGGGAGGAGACCGAUGGCGGAUGGCUGCGGCCCGGCCUGGCUGGGGGCAGCGGCGAGGAGGGCUCCGCGGAGCCCCUGCGCCCCUGCGGGGGCCUGGGCGGCUGCUGGCCGCCCUCCUCAUGGCGCUGCUCCCCGCUCGGCCCCUCGGAGCGGCCGCCCGGCGCCCCCCGGCCGGCCCGCCCCGGGAGCCCUGCGGGAGGACGGCGGCUGGGGUUAUUAUAGAUGAUCUGUGGCUACAAAAUGAGACUGAAUGCCUGGGAAUGGCAGCAUUGCGCUUGCCUCUGGUAACUCAAGCAAGUGAAGUCCAUGACCUGCUCUUGACUUCUGCAGCGUCGGAUGAUCAGUGGAGCCAUUCGGUAUUUGCUUUGAUACCUUCAUGGACAAAGAAGAUUUUGUUUAAACGAGAGUCUUCUGUUAACCAUGAGCUGCCUGAAGAUGUGUCCUCUGGAUUUGGAAUAACCCUUCAGAAAUGUGCUGUGGUGGAUGUUGAACAUGAUCCUCAAACUGCCUAUGUUAGGCUUCUGAUUAAUAACACCAACACGCUGCUCUCAAGGAACAUUACCGAUCUUAUCCUCCUGGACAAUAUCACCGGCCUACAUGUUCAAAAAAACAGUGGUAAUAAGACAACAGAUGGUGUACAGAUUUACAGGAAAAGAUUCUUGCAAGUUGGAGAAUACUUUGCAAUCAACUACACUGCACUUCUUGAUGCAAAGGAAGCGUGGAAUGGCAGGGUCUUGACAUUGCCUGCAAAGUUAACUUUCAGGAGUUCAUCACAGAAUAAAACACUUCUCGUAUCCUUGAUGGCAUCAUUCACCAUAACCGAAGAAGAAAAGACAAAGAUUUCAUACAGUCAUGCCAUCCAUGCUUCAGGGUUCUUCAUUGCUUUUUUUGUUUCCUUUGUAUUGACAUGUGCUGUUUUUUUCAUUCUUUACCAAACCAAAUUAUUAAAAUGGAAUUUCCAUAGUAAAAACCAGGAGAUACAACAUGAACUCAGUCAAAAUCACAAACUGGAACAUUCUCAGUUCAGAUCAGGUGAUCUCUUCAGUGAAGAUGUAAUUAUGAAUGACCAAGUCAUUGAUAUACUGACCUUUGAAGAAUCGGGGAAUAUGCUUCAGGCUUUAGAAGACUUGGAGGUUGCCAGCCUGACUCGGGCAGAUGCUGAUCUGGAGGCAUAUCGAAUGCAAAUAUGUAAAGAAGUGAUUGCUAUGAUGAUGAAGAACAUGGUCUUAAGUCAUAGCCUCUUUCCUCACGUGGAGAAGAGGAUGAGUUCAAUUUUUAAAAAACAGUUUCUAGCAAUGGAGAAGGAGAUUCAGGAAGAGUAUGAAAGAAAGGUCGUAGCUUUCACAGCUGAAUGUAAUCUUGAAACUAGGAAGAAAAUGGAGGCUCAACGCCAAAAAGAGAGAACUGCGAAUGAAGAAGCUGAAGAAUUAAUGAAGAAAGUGAACGAAAAGCCUGCUGUGGAAUACCGAAGUCUUCUGGAUAGACUUCACAGGCUGGAGCAGGACCACCUGAAGAGGUUCCUUCUGGUAAAGCAGGAGGAAUAUUUUGCAAAAGCUUAUAGACAACUGGCUAUUUCCCAGAGAAAGGAGCUCCAUAACAUCUUUUUUACGCAGAUAACAAAUGCUACCUUAAAGGGAGAACUGAAAUUGGAAGCAGCUAAAACAUUAGUGCAAGAUUACUCUAAAAUACAGGGAGACAUUGAAGAGUUAAUGGAUUUUUUGCAAGCUAGCAAGAAAUACCAUCUGAAUAGAAGAUUUGCUUACAGAGAAUAUCUUAUAAGUAGGGUACAGUUAAUGGAUUCUCAAGCUUCUACUCUUAUAAGUGCAGCAGCAACCCAGAUAUCAGCUCUCAUUAAUAAGAUGGAAAGAGCAGGUCAUCUACCUGAAAGUCAUGUGGGACUUCUGCUGGAUCGAGCUGAGACUGAAAUUAAUUCUGUUAAACAGAAAUUUGAUCAUGAUUUGAAACAAGAAAAGCAAAAGCUUCAUCAAAAACUCGUUAUCAAGCGAAGGCGGGAAAUGUUGCAAAAGCAGAAAGAGCAUCGAAAGGAGCAGCUGUCACUAGGGGACCCCUUCAAAACCACUAAGGAGGUCACUCACUACCUGAGCCACUGGAAAAAUCUUCUGAAUGAUCACGCCAUUGAAUUUGAAGAACUUACUGAAAAGCUUGAUAAUGAGGCCAGUGAAGAGCUGAAAGACCUUAUAUUUAGUCUAACGGAGAAAACUAUUGAAGAGCUUAAGCGUGUUCAGUAUGGAAUAUUUGUGCAAGAACUGGUAAAGCUCAACGUGCCAAAGAUGUUCCUGCUGGAAGCUGUGGAAGAGCAUAAAAAAGAGUUAAUUAUUAAACGUGAACAGCUUGAAAGGGAAGAACAUGAAAAGAGCAUGGUCGCUGAAGAGUUGCUGCAGCUCACGAGACAAAAACUAAGCCAAGAACUGGAAGCUAGGUUUUUGGAACAAAAAAAAUUAAGGAGCUGGGAACAAUCAGUAUUCAUACAUCUUCUAAGUUUGCCCCUUUCACUAUCCGAAGAAGAAUUGCUUAAAAUGAGACAAGAGUUCCACUGCUGCUUUUCUCAGGUGGACAGCAGCUUGGCUUUGCCCAAGAUAAGAGCAAGAACUCUGCUUCAGGCUUUUGAGCUGGAGCAAAGGGAUGCAGAGCUGCUGAAAGUUGAUCAGAAUUUAGCAAUGACCAGUAAACAGCAGCAUUCUAAAAUGAAAAAAUCAGGAUCCAGGAGUAGAAAUAAAAUAGAUAUUCUGAAGAAAUCUUUACAGGACAAAAUUGUCAUUUAUGAAGACUCGUUGAAAUAUGCAAAUGUGAAUAAGGUUAAUUACGAGUUGCUGCUUGAGAAAGACUGUCAGCUGCGUAAUCUAGAAAAUAAACUUGGAGAGUAUAUUGCUUCUUUACAGUUUCAAAAGACUGUUAAAAAAAUCAAAAUGUUGGAGCUAUAUAUUGCUAUCAUAAGUGUACAAGCUUUGCUCUUUGAACAACUGAGCAUAUCAAAAACCCUGUCAAAAUUGGAAUGUAUUCAGAUAUUGGAAGCCCAUAAUCCAGAGAUUGAAGAACUUGACAGGAAGCUGGAGUAUGAAAUGUUGCAUAAGGAGUCAGCUCAGCAGCAACAACAUCUAAUGAAUAAGCAGAGGUGGACACCGGAUGGAUUGGGGCUUUCAAGUGAAGCUGUAGAAAUGAAUGCAGACAGACAGGUGACAGUUCUGCUAAGACAGGCCAUGAAUAAAUGUAACCAAUUUAUAAGUCUACACCAGCAAAGCUUGAGAGAUGAGCAGUGGAAUUGCAUGGUGCUUGAAGAUCUCCUGGAAAAUAUAGAAAUGGAUGCAUUUUUGGCACUUUAUAGUCAGGAGCUCCGACUGGCAGGUUAUUUAGCCAAACUGGCAAGGGUGCCAAUGGGAACGUUGCACAGGAUUCUGAACUUGUUGCUGCCCUCCAGUUCACAAAGUGAGGUUCUUUCUGUCCUUGAUUCCAUCAAUAAAUAUACAGAUGCUGUUGUUGAAGGUGAUAGGGCCGCAGAUGAGUCUGGCAGCUGUAAAAAAAGGAAGAACCAAGAAAGGUGGCAAGCAUUGGAGAACAAAGUAAGGGAAGAUCUGAUAAACAGAAGUUUGGAAGUAAUCCCUUCUCUAAACAGGAGAGAAGACAGCUUGAUAAAGAAGAAGCACCUUGCCUUCCUGGAAGAAGCAUCAUUCAUUCAUCUUGGAUGUUUGUCUACACAUCCUCCUAUGGAACAGUCUGGUCAAUAUGUUUCCUUGAACGCUGCAACUGUAGAAUCCAUAGAAGUAUUAGACACAGGGGAGAAGGUAUUUUUGUUCCGUGAGCAGAGUGAUCCAGUACUUUCUUUUCAUAAUUCUCCAAGGAAAAAGAAAAAGAACUUUCUUAAUUCCAAAAAAGCUGCACAUGCAAGUAUGGAUUAAUGAGGGA